GCGUGCGCAUGCGCGGUACGAGUCCCCCGUAAUGGCGGUUGCUCGUGUGUUCCAGAGACGUUGAGAAAGUUCCAGAUGAAAUCUCCUCAGUGAUGAAGCUGUGUUCAGAGUGACUACACCAUCAUACACCACAACGAACCCUCACGAUGGCAGAAGAAAACAGACGCUACCCUCAGAACUUACAGGGAGUCCUGCGAUUGGCUGUUGAAGCUGGCUCUGCCUCUGAUGGCCCCACCCCCAAUGCACCGAUGUCUCAGGAGAGGAUCGAGUUCCUGCGAGGAGCCCUGUCCCAGAUGUGUAAGGGUCAGCUAGACGAGGUGGAGCAGAUGAAGCGGUGUGUGUCUGUGCUCAUACAGGACCAGGCAGAAGAAAGAGAGGAUGAAGAGGAAGAGGAUGAGAAAGAGGCAGCACUGGAGACACUGUGUGACCUGUGUGACAACCUGGACAAUGCAAGAGACCUGAUGAAGCUGGGUGGGCUGGAGGUGUGUAUGUCCCGGUGUGUGUGUCACACUGAGGCAGGUGUACGGUGGCGUGCGGCGGAGCUGUUAGCCUGCUGUGCUCAAAACAUGCCCGAGGUCCAGCUGUACCUGCUCCAACAGGGGGCGCUACACACACUGCUGCAGCUCACUGACCACGACACACACCCCACUGUGCGGGUCAAAACGCUCUACGCCGUGUCCUGCCUUGUGCGGGAACAGGAAGUGGGCCUGCGUGACUUCCUGUCCCAUGAUGGAUUCUCGGUGCUGAUGAGGGGAAUGCAGUCAGACUGUGAGAAACUGCGUACAAAAUCAGCCUUCCUGCUGCUUAACCUGCUGACCAGCCACCCUGAACACAGAGAUACAGUGUUGUCUAUGGGGAUGGUACAGCAGUUAGUAGCAGUGCUGCGUUCUCCUCACUCCUCUGUACAUGAACAUGUACUUGGCGUCCUCUGCUGUCUGGUGGAGGACAGUGAACGCGGUGUGUGUGACUGCAGAGAUCCCUCUCUGGGACUGGAGGAGCUGCUGAACCAGAGGAUCCAGGAGCUGCAGGGUCGAGAGGAGAGCCAGGAGGAGGUGGAGUUUUGUCAGCGAUUGCGAGCGGCUUGUUUUCGAGCUCAGUCUCAGGAGGACAACGUGAUGGAUCGCUGAGUUCCUAUUGGCUGAUUUUUAAUUGCUGCCAUGCAGCGACCAGUCAGGGAGAUGGACGUCGUCUUACUUUUAUCUCUCCCUGACAGAAAACAGACUGGGACAAGAUAGCAAGAGAUAAGCAAGAGAGCUUGCUUAGUUUAACUAACACACACACACUUCAUGUUGGAUUUCAUAUGUAGUCUUUGUUUUAUGAGAUCCAUGUUUAAUCUACAGCUUGGACAUUCUUUGUAUAAACGUGGUGAAAAUGAAAAAUUUAUCUCGA
Messenger RNA from Hemibagrus wyckioides, 1389 nucleotides. RefSeq names its product HSPA (heat shock 70kDa) binding protein, cytoplasmic cochaperone 1 (gene hspbp1). Bases 147 to 1127 code for a protein of 326 amino acids. Gene Ontology annotation, molecular function: protein binding. The record is from RefSeq and is a predicted model, not a curated record. The transcript is spliced from 8 exons. Lineage: Eukaryota; Metazoa; Chordata; Actinopteri; Siluriformes; Bagridae.